Silurus meridionalis is the source of this 777-nucleotide messenger RNA. It is a transcript of the gene mrpl22, whose product is annotated as mitochondrial ribosomal protein L22. The transcript has 7 exons. Gene Ontology annotation, cellular component: ribosome; mitochondrial large ribosomal subunit. The record is from RefSeq and is a predicted model, not a curated record. The coding region runs from base 58 to 708 and encodes 216 amino acids. Gene Ontology annotation, biological process: ribosome assembly; translation. Gene Ontology annotation, molecular function: structural constituent of ribosome. Lineage: Eukaryota; Metazoa; Chordata; Actinopteri; Siluriformes; Siluridae.
UAUACUUUUGUUGUUUAGCUUUUAUACAACUGGCAAAAAUCGAGUUACUUUACGACAAUGCCGGAAAAAGUUGUGUUUCGUUCCAACAUGGCGCCCUCCACCAUGACAGCGAGUGGUGUGACAUUGCUCAAUCGUUUAUUAGGACAAAUUCCUUCAAGGUUUCCCACGCUGUUCUCCCAGACGUCGUGUCUUCACACCAGUGCAGUGUUCAACAACAAGAACUGGGAGAGGAAGAACCGCAUCGUUUACCCGCCUCAGGAGAAGGAGGAGCCACGCAGACCCGCGGAGGUCCAUCAUUGCAGACGCCAAAUUAAGUACAGUAAAGACAAGAUGUGGUACCUGGCUAAGCUGAUCAGAGGCAUGAGCAUCGACCAGGCUCUGUCUCAGCUCGAGUUUAAUGACAAGAAAGGAGCUAAGAUUAUGAAAGAGGUCCUUUUGGAAGCGCAGGAAAUGGCAGUAAAGAACCACAACGUUGAAUAUAAAUCCAACCUGUAUGUGGCCGAGUCGUUCACAGGUAAAGGCCAGUACCUGAAGCGAAUCCGGUACCACGGUCGAGGCAUGUUCGGCAUCAUGGACAAAGUGUACUGCCAUUACUUCGUGAAGCUGGUGGAGGGUCCGCCUCCCGUGCUGGAGCAGAGUACGCCGUUCGACCAGGCCAAGGAGUACGUAGAAGAGCUGAAGAACCGGACCAUCAUCUACUCUCUCUGAGUUAUUCAAUAAUCCUAGCGAAUUCGUUCCGUUUAUGUAAAUAGUACCGCAAUAAAACGCUUGAAAAUA